AUCAGAGUUUGGGAUCAGGCUUGGGUAGGAAUUUUAGCUAGGUAGUUAGCUUAGAUGGGGGGGUAUUCAAGAAGAUGUGCCGGCUGUAAGUACCAUUCCUUUGCUUUCUCUUGGUCUCCUGGGGGCGGGGUGUGAGUCCUGGGUCCCCUCCACAGCUUUAGCUCUCUGGUCCACCAGGGAGCUUCAUGGCUGAGUGGCGAUUUGAACUCUGCUCUCCCAGGUCCUCCCAGUCCAGCCCUCCAACCACUACACCUCUGCCUGGCUCCAUUUUGCAUCUCUCCAGCUGCCCUACAACAUUGGCCUUCUUCCCCUUCCUGGGGGGGGGUCUCUCUGGCUCCAAGAAAAACUCUACCCCCUUCCUCAUGUUCUGCUCCUCUUCUGGGUCACCUUGAUGCUUGGAGGACCCUCCUAGGGGUCCCCUCCCUCACCAGGAAGGGCAGGGCUGUCCUAAGAAGACGAGGCAGAGCAGCCCUUUAACAGUUGGCAAUGCUUGUCUUCCCUUUGGGUUGGAGCUCUUGAACCCAUAGCACUUGGGGCCUCCUUUCUCUCUCUGCCAGCCAUUCGUGCUCUGGGCUGCCUCUUUCCAGCUCUGCCGAUGCCCUUUCAGGUUGCAGAACUGCAGAUAGAUGGCAGGAAUUGGGCCAGACGCCCCUCCUUACACACACACACCCAAAUUGGGGCUGCCAGUUUCUGAGUCGCUCUCUCUGCUCGUCUCUUCUAGGUUCAGGCGCUUAAGGCGCCUGAUCAGCUGCAACAAGGUGGCCCCCUUGGAAGUCCUGGAGCAGCCUCCGGUGUCAGGUGACCAAGUGGCCCUCCUUUUGGGGACGGAGGAGGGCAGGAAUGGUCUAGAGGGGCAUCUAGUAAAAAGAUGCACAGAGCCAGACGGCUGGAUCCAACCUGCCUAUCUGUGACAGCAUCUAGAAACCCAACCGCCCCCGCCCCCAGUAACCACCCCAUUUUGUGGGGUCUGUUGGAGGAAGCAGGGGGCUGGGCUGUGGGGCAAGGCAGGGGGGCAGUUGUCAGUGGGAGGGGCAUCUUCCCUGGGGAGCCAUGUUCUGGGGGCAGGAGGGCAGGAUUGGCCCCCAAGGCUUGGGGUGUCUUUUUCCUGUAGUAGGACUUGGAAUCCAGGAGAAAACUCUUGGAAAAGCCUUGCAAGGGGCUCAGGGAGGAAGUCGCCAAUCCCCAUGUCCUUCUCUUUGCAGAUGUGCUAGGAAUCCACAUCCCUCCGUUGUGGUGAGUAUUGGAUAAAACGAGAGUAUUGGAUAAAAGAGGGGGAAACCUGCCCCCCUCUUGCACUCCACUCUGCACUCUCAGAUGUGGAGGAGCCCUCCCCCCGCAAGGAACUGACAGCCUGACUUUUGCCUUUCAGCUGCUAGACAAAGAUCAGCUGUAUCUCCUGGGCAUCAUCCAGGACUGCCAGGCAGCUCGGCUCAGGGGGCUCCGAACCCUGAAGUACUCCAAGGAGGAGACUGCCAAAGCCAUUCUGGUGAGUGAUGGGUGGUGUGAGGGACCCCCAUGGGGAGGGAGGGGCAGAGAGGGGGCUGGUGUUUGGGGUUGGAGCCGUCCUCUGGAGACUCCUGGAAGGAGCUGACUUUCCUCCUCUGCUCUCUUCCAGGACAUCCUCGGCCACUUGGAGUACUUCAGGGAUCGCCCCCUGAGCCUGGCCCUGGCCUUUGAGGCCCUCCUGCAGUUGAGGUGAGUGGGGUCUUUGGGGUGGGUGCGGCUGCAGGGGGGCAGAACUCCAGGGGGAACUUUGGGUGGGCAAGUCAGGCAGGAGGGAGAAGGGGACAAGGGAGACUUGGAGGAGGCAGUGUCUAACCCCUUCCCUUUCUCUCUCCAGUUUUAUGAGACCCCACUUCAGUCCCUCUGUGGUGAGUGCGAUCCUCCAUAGAACAACAGAGGCAGUUCUGGGGAGCGCAGAGGAGGACAAAGAGGUAUGUCCUCUGCUUUAACUUCUCUUUGCACAGCUCUUUCUUCUUCCCACACUCUUACAAAAUUUAACCCAGCAGCAGUCAACCUCUCUUCUCUCUUUUCCCACAGGGACUGAAGAGGCCAUUCCAGAGCCUGCUGGGGGGUCUCCUCCUAGAAGCCCCCAAUACUAGCACCCUUCUCCAGUUGCUUACUGUAAGUAUCCUGAUAGCACCAGGAGUGGUUUUAGGGUUGCCCCCCUGUCCCUUACCCAACUAACUGUCCCAUUUCUUUCAUCCCGCAGGACCUCCGAUAUUACGCCCUUUUGGGGAGUGAAGACCAAAGAAAAUUAGGGGCCAGCAGUAUAUCCCUGCUGCUGGCCCUUUCACGAAGAUUCCCGAACCUCAGAGUAAGUAUUUUGCCUUCCUGUACAGUGGUGCCCCGCAAGACGAAUGCCUCGCAAGACGGAAAACCCGCUAGACGAAAGGGUUUUCCGUUUUUGAGUUGCUUCACAGGACGAAUUUCCCUAUGGGCUUGCUUUGCAAGACGAAAAUGUCUUGCGAGUCUUGAGAUUUUUUUUUCGCUUUUCCCCCCCUUUAUCUAAUCCGCUAAACCUUUAAUAGCCUUUAAUAGCCUUUUAGCAGCUAAUCCGCUAAGCCUUUAAGCCUUUAAUAGCCGCUAAACCGCUAAUAGCGCUAAUCUGUUAAGCCGCUAAUAGGGUUGCUUCGCAAGACGAAAAAACCGCUAGACGAAGACUCUCGCGGAACGGAUUAAUUUCGUCUUGCGAGGCACCACUGUAUUCAGUUCUUUGGUUGUUUCCAUCCUUCCUGGGUGGGGCUGCUUCUCUUACACCCAUCCAGGGUGGGGUAAUAGUGUCAUCUGACUCAAAUUUGUCUUUCCUCUGCAGAACACAGUAAUUCGUCCGGAGCAGGCUUGUUUCAGGAAUAAUCUGAAAGAAGGUAAGCCCCACACCUUGGGGACAGUGAACUCCCUUGUCCCUUGUUUGCCCAAGACACACCUCCCAGGUCUUCUUGCUGGGAGUCCUGCAGGACCUGCUCCCUGCCUGGCAGGCCUUUCCCACCUGGCCUGGGAGGGCAGCACCCAGACUGACUCCAGCUACAAGAAACGGAGAGGACUGAACUGAUUUUCUCUCUUUUUUAUUCUUUUCCAUCCAGAUGACAUCAUAAUUGAGGAGUUAUGAUUUUCCUCCUUGAAGAAAUUGCUGCUCUAUUUGAACAUCUCAACUGGCCAAAGACUGGCAGAGGAAGAGGCACUGAGAAUCAGGAGAGGGACAGAUGAUUUAAUUAGCCAUGAAAUAUGGACUGAGGUUGGGCAGAAGAAAGAAAGAAAGAAAGAAAGAAAGAAAGAAAGAAAGAAAGAAAGAAAGAAAGAAAGAAAGAUGGUCAUCUAAUCUCUGCUUUAAAACCUGCAAGGAAGGAGAGUCCAUCACCUUCCAGGGGAGUCCAUUCCUCUGUUGAACAAUGUUCAGUCGGAAUCUCCUUUGUUGUAUCCUGAAGCCAUUGGUUUGAGUCCUACCAUCCAGAGCAGGAGAAAAAAAGCUGGCUGCAUCUUCCAUGUGACAGCCCUUGAGUUAUUUGAAAAUGGCUCUCUCUGGUGUCACUGGAUCAAGCUGAUCGAUUUUCUUGCAUACCUUAAACUAAAUUGUUUUUAAUGGAUUCUGAAUCAACGUGC
This is a messenger RNA of Podarcis lilfordi (Lilford's wall lizard), 3600 nucleotides long. The record is from the annotation of a GenBank genome assembly. Lineage: Eukaryota; Metazoa; Chordata; Lepidosauria; Squamata; Lacertidae.